This is a messenger RNA of Racocetra persica, 208 nucleotides long. The record is from the annotation of a GenBank genome assembly. NCBI's taxonomy places the organism in Eukaryota, Fungi, Glomeromycota, Glomeromycetes, Diversisporales, Gigasporaceae.
AACCAACGCAUUUAAUGAAAAUCGACUUAGAGGAGUCGCGAAACAAGAUAACGAAGAUCUAACUUCAAGAGAUUUUACAGAAUUCGAACUCAAGAAUCAGAUCAUUUUAUUAAGACAGAAGGUUAUGGAUUUAGAAACUAGUUUAAGAAAUAUAAGCAAAAGAAGAUUGAAUCAAUCAAGUAAAUGCCAAUUUACUCUUACAUUUUAA